This is a messenger RNA of Scophthalmus maximus (turbot), 1574 nucleotides long. Its product is annotated as homeobox protein Nkx-2.3. The record is from RefSeq and is a predicted model, not a curated record. Lineage: Eukaryota; Metazoa; Chordata; Actinopteri; Pleuronectiformes; Scophthalmidae. Gene Ontology annotation, cellular component: nucleus. The coding region runs from base 8 to 1171 and encodes 387 amino acids. The transcript is spliced from 2 exons. Gene Ontology annotation, molecular function: RNA polymerase II cis-regulatory region sequence-specific DNA binding; DNA-binding transcription factor activity, RNA polymerase II-specific. Gene Ontology annotation, biological process: cell differentiation; regulation of transcription by RNA polymerase II.
GGGUCGCAUGUUACUCGGCGGGCUUCAUAUCCUCGAUGCCGCGGAGCAGGAGCUGGAUGACAUGAUGCUGCAGAGCCCGCUCACCUCCACGCCGUUCUCCGUCAAGGACAUCCUGAAGCUGGAGCAGCAGCAGCGGCAGAGGCAGCAGCAGCAGCGGGGGGCCGCCGGGGCCGGGGCCCUGGAGCUCCAGCACCGGGCCCACACCCAGCAGCACUUGGCCGGGUCUCCUCCUUCUCCUCCUCCUCCUCCUCCGCCGCCGCAGCAGCAUUUCCAAACGCCGCCGUCCUGCAUGCUCGCGGGGACCCGGGACAGCCCUCCCUCCUUCUCGGACGGCGAGGACAACCUGGCCUACCUCAGCGCGCUGGCGGUGCGCGGGGACGAGGAGGACCGUCUGUCCCCGCCGGAGCUCUACGUCCACCACCACCACCACCACGGCUCCAUGCAGCAGGGAGCCAAGCUGGAGGAGGAGGAGGAGCGGGAGAACAAGAGCUGCGGCCUGGUGUCCCGGGAGGAGGAGGCGGCGGCGGCGGCGGAGGGAGGACAAGGCGACGCGGAGCGGCCGGCGCAGAACAAGCAGCGGAGCCGGCGGCGGCCCCGGGUGCUCUUCUCCCAGGCGCAGGUGUUCGAGCUGGAGCGGCGCUUCAAGCAGCAGCGCUACCUGUCCGCGCCGGAGCGGGAGCACCUGGCGACCACGCUCAAGCUCACCUCGAACCAGGUGAAGAUCUGGUUCCAGAACCGCCGCUACAAGUGCAAACGACAGCGGCAGGACAAGUCCCUGGAGGCGGCGGCGGCGGCGGGGCAGCAGCAGCACCACCCGCCCCCGCCCCGGCGCGUCGCCGUGCCGGUGCUGGUCCGAGACGGGAAGCCCUGUCUGGGCGGCGCGGCGCAGGGCUACGCCGUCGCCGGAGCGCCGUACGGAUCCAACCCGUACAGCUACAACGGAUACCCGGCGUACACGUACAACAGCCCCGCGUACAACAGCAACUACAGCUGCACGUACACGAGCCUGCCCGCGCUCCCUCCGUCCGGCGCACCGGCCAACGCCUUCAUGAACAUGAACUUGGGGAACGUGAGCGGCCUCGGCGGCGGCUCCUCGCAGGCCCAGGGGGCGCACCAGGGGACCGCGGUCACACCGUGCCAGGGAUCCCUGCAGGGGAUCCGGGCCUGGUAGACUUUGUUUUUUCAUGGAGCUCUUUCAUUUUUUUGGUUGAAACUUACGAGUGUUUACUUGGUGAGAAACACCAGUGUUGCUUUAUAUAAUGGCUGACUUUGGAUUCACCCCUCGGCUCCUUCAGGUGUUUUCCGAGCGCGCGUAAAGACCUGGACGUUCCCAUGUCUCCGGCUCCGGGGACUUUAGAGUAUCGCUGAUUCCCCCUUUUUGCUUUGGCCACAGGCUGCUGCUGCUGCUGCUGCGCACUUCUCCCCAAAAAGACAAUUUUAUAUAUACAAAAAAAGAGAAAUUGAGUUUGUUUUCAACAUGGUAUAUUCGCUUUAAACUGUGGCUUUUUGUUUUGUUCAACAGAGAAUUGCUUUUAGUCUAUUUCACAUCUAUUUCCAAUAAAUCCAAGAAAUGA